Messenger RNA from Entamoeba invadens IP1, 1122 nucleotides. RefSeq lists its product as hypothetical. The transcript is spliced from 2 exons. NCBI's taxonomy places the organism in Eukaryota, Evosea, Mastigamoebida, Endamoebidae. The record is from RefSeq and is a predicted model, not a curated record. Bases 1 to 1122 code for a protein of 373 amino acids.
AUGCGAACUCUGAUCUUCUUAUCAUUUACGUUAUUAACUGCGUUUUCAAAUGAUUGUAAUCCACCCCUAGACAAGUGCUUAUCAUGCAAAGAAAAUAAUCCAAAAGAAUGUGAUAAAUGUGAACAGGGAUACUAUGUUAAAGAUAAAAUAUGCAAAAAAUGUUUAGCUGGCUGUACUAUAUGUACUGGUGAUACUACUUGCACCCAAUGUAGUGAUGGGUAUUAUCUUAAAGAAAACAAAUGCUCAAAAUGUUUAAAUGGCUGUUCUAAAUGUGGUAGUGACACUAUAUGUUCUAAAUGUGAAACUGGUUAUUAUCUCGAAAAAGGUAAAUGCACGCAAGAGGUAAAUGCAAAGUAUGUAAAACUGGCUGUUCAAAAUGCAGUGAUGCCACCAAUUGUUCUGGAUGUAUUGAUGGGUAUUAUAAAAGUCGUAAAACAUGCACUACAUGUUUGGCAGAUUAUAAAUGUGCCACUUGUAAAUACAUGUGAUACAACAGUAAAUGCAUGUGGAAGUGGAAGUAAAUGUGCUGCAUGUGUGGAAGUUACUGGAAAACAAACAAUCAAAUGCACCAAAUGCGCCACACAAACUGAUUACAUCAAUCUUGAUGAAACAUGUGAUAAAACUUGUAAAACUGGUAAAGCUAAUAAAGAUACUAUGAAGUGUGAAAAAUGCACAAUUGGUGGCUGCGAAACUUGUGAAACAGUUGCAUCUGCUGAACAAUGCACCAAGUGUGAAAACAAAUAUAUUGCUACCGACAAACUUUCAUGUGUUGAUAAAUGCACCACUGGUAAAUCAGUUGAUACCCCUAUCAAAAAGUGUGAUAUGUGUGCUACUUCUAAUUGUGACGUUUGUGAUAAAGACGACAAGUGCACUAAAUGCAAAACCGAUUUUAAUCUGGUGUCUGACAAUUUGAAGUGUGUUGAGAAAUGUCCAGAAGGAUAUAAUACAGAUAAAACUAAUAAAAAAUGCAUAAAAUGUGUUGUUGAAGGUUGCGCAACUUGUGAAAAGGUAGAUGAGUGCACUGCCUGUAUGGCAGAAUACAAGUUGGAAGGAGGAAAAUGCAGUGGAGCUCAUACCAUUUCCGCGAUUAUGGCUAUGGUCGUUAUGGCAUUCUUAUUCUAA